Lepisosteus oculatus (spotted gar) is the source of this 1038-nucleotide messenger RNA. Its product is annotated as olfactory receptor 52K1-like. Gene Ontology annotation, molecular function: G protein-coupled receptor activity; olfactory receptor activity. Gene Ontology annotation, cellular component: plasma membrane. Lineage: Eukaryota; Metazoa; Chordata; Actinopteri; Semionotiformes; Lepisosteidae. Gene Ontology annotation, biological process: G protein-coupled receptor signaling pathway. The record is from RefSeq and is a predicted model, not a curated record.
GUGUUUCUUUUGAAACUGUAACGGUAAUUUCAAAUUACCAGCAGUGAGAUUGAAAUGCAGAAACAAGAAAGUGGAAAUGUUUCCCACACUGAAUUUCUUUUAAUAGGAUUUUACGGACUUGAAGAACAGCGAUGGCUUCUAUUCUUCCCUUUCUUUCUGAUGUUCAUGUUGUCUACUGCUGUUAACUCAUUCCUUAUAUUUGUCAUCAAAACACAAAGGAGUUUACACUCUCCAAUGUGUGUUUUAAUAGGAGCCAUGGCAUUUGUAGACCUGAGUCUGCCAGUAUUUUUUGUCCCUAAAAUGCUGCUGAGCUUCUUAUUUAACUGGAAUGGUAUUUCUCUAGUAGGGUGUUUGGUCCAAAUGUUUUUCAUUCAUUUCUUUGGCGCAUUUCAAUCAUCCAUUCUCCUCUGGAUGGCUCUGGAUCGCUAUGCUGCCAUAUGCAUUCCACUGCGCUAUAAUGACUACAUGAACCCUUCUUCUUCUGCUAAAUUUGUUGUUGCAUCUGUUCUCAGAAAUGGUAUUUUCAUUCUGGUUAUUGUCAUCCUCGCUGGUUAUCUCUCUUAUUGUUCCUCAAAUGUCAUUGACCAUUGUUUCUGUGAACACAUGGCCCUGGUAAGUUUGGCCUGUGGAAGCACGUCUGUAAAUAGUAUUGUGGGGUUGACCACAAUUUUCUGUGUAACAACACUUGACUGUGUGAUUAUGGUUGUCUCUUAUGUCAAAAUUUUCAUUUUGGUCUUUAAAACAGCAUCAGGAAAAUCUUCCCGAAAAGCAAUUCACACCUGUAUUACCCACAUAAUAGUCAUGUGUGUUUCUUACUUCUGUGCUAUGACAUCUUUUUUUGCAUACAGGAUUAAAAAUUCUAUCUCUCCCAAUGUCCGUGUACUAAUAAGUACAAUGUAUCUACUUUUUCCCAGCUGUUUUAAUCCAAUAAUUUAUGGGAUCAGAACAAAAGAGAUAAGAGAGCAGAUACUCAAACUAAUUAAAAGAUCACAAGUAGCACAAACCUCUGUUAAAGUGUCAAGUGUGAAUCACAACUGA